This is a messenger RNA of Cladophialophora bantiana CBS 173.52, 2103 nucleotides long. RefSeq lists its product as uncharacterized. NCBI's taxonomy places the organism in Eukaryota, Fungi, Ascomycota, Eurotiomycetes, Chaetothyriales, Herpotrichiellaceae. The coding region runs from base 1 to 2103 and encodes 700 amino acids. Gene Ontology annotation, molecular function: protein binding. The transcript has a single exon. The record is from RefSeq and is a predicted model, not a curated record.
AUGACGAGCGUUUUCGGAACUGUGCCCAAGAGGGACCGCAAGAGAUUCAGACAGACACUUCUGACAUUUUCUGCUCUUCCAAAAUCAAACCCAGGCCCCGAGAAAUCGCCCCGCCUUCCAGACGAUUCAAAGAGUAUCACAAAACCAGCCCGAGCACCCUCCUUGCCGGCUGAGAUAUGGCACCGUAUUCUUGAACCGCUGAGUCCUUUGGCUCUGAAAACAAUGCGACUAGUGUGUCGAGACUGGGCUGCCAUAGGCGUUGAUUUCUUGUUCAGCACGGUAUAUCUGAACAGUUAUGAGAAAUCCUGGGCCGGACUGCAGGGUCUUUGCAACUCCACCUAUGCUCAUUGUGUAAGAAGAAUUGUAUGGAACCCGCUGGUAUUAUCUGAAGAAUGUCUCGACGGCCCAGUUUGGAGGCUCAGGUAUCGAAAUCUUAUCGAAGGGUUGAGUCAAUCUGAGAUUGUCGCCCUUCAUCGGGAAUACAUUAGGGUGUAUUCAAAAAGGAGAGACUUACUCCGAUCCUCAGCAAUUGGACCUAUAUCGAACGCCCUUCGAAACCUUCCCAACUGCUACGAAUGUAUCAUAUCGGAUGACUAUGAUUUGGAGGCAACCUGCCUUGAUCCGUGCAUGAGAAAGAAGAUCCAGAGACUCCUAUGGGAUCUUCCAGGUUACGCCACAUGGGGACUGCGGCCAAAAUGGUCGAAUGUUGACGAUGAAUUUGGGCCUCGGGGUCCCCCCAACAAGAACGACGAGGAUGGUCGCAUAUUGCGAACUGGCUUAGAAAUAUUUGAACUGAUCCAAUGCUCUGCCUCUAUUAAGCGCCUGUCUGUUGAAUUUUGGGACGAGAAUUGGCUUCGCAUGACAGAAGCGCGAGACAAGGUUCCGCGAUGCUCACUUGCAGUGCACGGAUUCACCAUCCAUCGCGUUUCCCCCUCGACCAUCGAGAACAUUGCAAUCCGGCUAAAACAUUGUAAGGGACCCUGGGUACCUGUCAGGAGCGAUCAUCUUGCAUGGAUGCUUGAGGAUACUUUCGGAGGCAUGUCCUCGUUUCCCGCCUUACGGGAAUUGUCGUUCGAGCCCAUUUACACCGACCCAGGCCCAUGGUUCAUGCAGGGCAAAUACGAGGCAACAGAAGAUGAAAGCUCUUCAGAGCAAAAUGAGGACGAUUCCUCGGAUGGGUCCCGCAAAUCGUCAGGAGUUCAUUACACGCUGACUCAGUUGGAAGAAGCAUACAUACCGCCACCUGGCCUUACACUGAACGAGAUGCAUUCACUAAAUGCAAAGUUGGAUCUGGGCCUUGUCAAGCUUCCAAAGCUGGAAAAGCUCGUGUUGACCAAUAUCACGCUUGAUGCGAGAUGCCUCCUACUGUGGCUAUGUGAACAAGAGCAACUACCCGUUUCCGGACUCUCGAUUUGCUUACAAGGCACCACGUUUCUGUUUGACCUCGACCCGAAGACUCUUUUUCAAGGACUUACUCAGCUCAAUGUCACUUUGUGCUAUGACCCUGAGAGGACAUUCCAUUACCCGCCUUCACCGGCUGGUCUUGUGGACGAACUCGAUGGAAACAAGGCCGAGUAUAUUUCUACAUGGGGCGCCGGUCAAACGUCCUGGUCAAAGUAUGCUGUCGAUGAGCUAGCAUGGGAUACUCUUCCAACCCAAAUGCCGGCAUUUCCAAGUCCUGAAACUGUUUCUGCUGGAGUUAUUGAAUUUCGGCGCCGCCCGAGUGCUUUUAUGUCCAUCCAGAACGCAUUCCGCCAUCAGAAGCCAGACAUCGAGGUUUUCUACUACUCCAUGCCUGGGAUUGAGGGCGGUAUCUGCGACUGGUUCGAUAACACAACAGAUCGGCCUGGGUCUUUGACCAUCCUCGUAUACAGAACGCAUUGGGAAUAUUGGCCUGAUCCAGAUGCCGGCUAUUUUAGUGAAGAAUUCGAGAAUGAAAUACUCAGUCAUACCACCGACCUCUAUCACGAGGCGAGAGAACUCGAAUGGCAAGAACAGCAACCACUGAUGCAAUAUGAGAGAGAGUUGCUUGGAUUGGAUAUCAUGAGAUACCUCUACUAUGAGGAACUCCAAGAUGUGUCCAUAACAGGAGCCCCUCUCUAG